UGAUCAACAUAUGAUUUCUUUGUCUACUGUUUUGGUUUGUCUUACGACGUGACGAGAAAACCGGUGCGUGUGCGUGUAUGUAACCAAUGCCAUUUGUAAACGUGUUACACUUCACAUUUAAAGUUCAUAGUGUAAAUUUCAACUAGUAAGUUUUUUCUGAAUAGUCAAACGUUUAUGUGUCUGGCUCAGCUAAUUUACUUCCAAUAUUUCAAUUCAGAAUGUUCAACAUUUCCUUGUCAAAACUGUUUCUUGCAGUAUCACUUUUUCCUUUAGUUUCAUUGCAGUUGAUACAGGAAAACGUGAACUAUAAAGAAUUGAGAUGUUUGGUUUGUAAGGAAACUAUCAAACAAAUAGCUGCUGCAGUAGAAAAAGUUGAUCCUUCAAAAAAAGUUCCAAACGUUUUCAGAAUUGAUGGUGAUGGAAACACUGGAGGACAAGAGGAUGUCUACAAAAUCAUUUGAUGAAUUACACAUGAAGUUGAAGGACUGUCUACAACGCCAAAAUACAUUCAUGAGGGAAUGUAUUCAACCAAUUGAGAUGUUGGCUGUUACUUUAAGAUAUUUGGCAAGUGGUUGUACUUUCUCAGAUUUGCAUUACACUUAUCUCCUUGGGAUUUUGACUAUAAGUAAGAUCAUCAGAGAGGUUUGUUGUGCAAUCUGGGCAGUAUUACAAUCUGAAUGCAUUCCUGUUCCAAAUAAGAAGAAGUGGGAAUCGAUUGCUCUAAAAUUUGAAACUGUUGCUAAUUUCCCUCAUUGCUUAGGCGCAGUUGAUGAAAAGCAUAUAAGGAUUGUGCACCCUCUGAACUCUAUGUAUAUCAACUAUAAAGGAUAUUCUUCUAUAGUUCUCAUGGCAGUAGCUGAUGCAGAAUACCGGUUUAUCUAUGCUAAUGUUGGAGCAUAUGGGAAAGACUGUGAUUCCAACGUUUUUCAAAACUGUCGACUGUGGAGUUCAAUUAUUAACGGCACCAUGGAUCUGCCUGAAGACAAGUGCCUUCCAGGGACACAGAACCCUAUACCUUACUAUUUCAUAGGAGAUGAUGCUUUUGGCUUACAUAAGCAUCUGCUUAAACCAUAUGAAGGACAUUCUUUGACUUUAGAGAAAAGAAUAUACAACUAUCGUGUAUGCCGAGCUCGCAGGUACGUUGAAUGUACUUUUGGAAUUCUGAGCAACAAAUGGAGAAUAUUCCACCGCGCAAUUAGCUUGGAUCCAAGUUAUGCUACGGAUAUAGUGAAAGCUUGUGUAGUUUUACAAAAUUUCGUUCGAAACAGGGAAAUGGUUUUGAAGCAGAAAAUAUGUUAUCCAUUUCGGGCUUUGAAAAUAUCCACUUGGAAGGCGAGGGAAUGAGAAGAAAUUAAGCAAGUACAAUAGCAAAAAGUGUGAGAGAUGCAUUGAAAGACUAUUUCAUGACUGAAGAGGGUUCAGUGAGUUGGCAAUACUCCAAAAUCUGAUUAACGUGCAUAUUUUACACAAAAAAUAUAUAAAAACCUACAUUAUAGUCCUACUUACAAUUUUCCUAGAAUUAUUUAUGGAAAAAAUCCUAUUUAACAAAAACUAUAUAUAAAGCUGAAUUGUGUUGUGUAGUAUCCAAAUAAAAUUAAAUAUUACAUUCAAUAUACAUAACAUUGUUCAAUAUAUUUUAAUAAACAUGAUUCUGAUAAUAUUGAUUUGUAGGUAUUCAUUAUGUAUGACUUUAUAGUCACACGUGGAAAAGCGUUUGUUGCUGCUUGUUUAUACAGCUUGUUGUAUAACAAGCAGUUAAAAAAGCAGGAAAAACAGUUUGUUGCUGUUUCUUGCUGUUUGUUUAUAACAUCACCACUAAAAAUAAAUAUUCAAAAUUAAUGAAUUAAUUCAUAUUAAUGAGUCAAAAAUCAAUUGUAAUAUAAUAAUAUUACAAUAAAUUAGUUUUAAUUAUCAAGUAUAUAAUUUAUAAAAUAAGUAAGUAUAAAUCUUUUUUCUACAAUCAUAUUAUAGUACUCAUAUACAGUAUAAAGGCAUCUUACAAAUUAUGUAUAAUUAUGUCACAGUAUGAAACUAAUCAGGGGUUCUCUUGAUACUCUUCUGGGUGAUCAUUUUUAGAAAAAAAUUGAUUGUAGCUUAUUUAUGCACUUUCUUCAAAUAUUCAUAGGUUUUAAACUGUAGACCUACUAUUGUACAUUAAAAAUUAUUGAUUGGAAUACUAAGAUAAUAAGUGUAAACAUAAACAAAAUGUAUUAUUAAAACUCACCUAAUUCCUUCCUUUUCUUGUGAUCCAAUUGAUCGAAUUCCUUGAAAAUCUCAACACAAACCUCUUUCCACGCUUUUUGUGUUUUGUUUUUAUAUUUAUAUUGCUCGCAAGUCUUAUCCCAAAGUACAGGUUUUAAUUGUACUGCUGAUAUAAGUCUAUCUGUGUCAAUAUCUGGAAAACCACUCAUUUUAUUGAAAAAAAUUAAUUAAAAAAUUAACUACGGUAAUUGAAAAAAUACAGUAAAUUAACUUCAAUAAUGGGUUACAAAAUGCUAGGAUAAAUGAAUGAAGACGUUCUGAAAUCGGCUGUUUGGUUAAAAUUGUUAACAAUGGGAGCAUGUGCUGUUUGCGUGUGCUGCUACCUAGCAGCGAAUAUGAAUAUGAAAAACCUAUUCGUGUCCAGGGGGCGUUCGGUUCUAUGUGGUUUCUAUUCGGUGCCGAAUUCAAACCGAAUCAUCGCUUCACACUUAUCGGAAUUUGCCGAAAACGAAAUGAACCGAACCGAAAGUGUGUGAAAGUAGUGUCUCGCCAGCAACGAAUCGAAACCUGAUGGAAUUUAUUAGUGUCAAGUGGGCGUUCGGUUCUAUGCGGUUUCUAUUCGGUACCAAAUUCAAACCGAAUUACCGUUUCACACUUAUCGGAAUUUGCCGAAAACGAAUCGAAAACGAAAUGAACCGAAUGAAUGUGAAACUAGCCUUACAGUCACAGUAGAUGAUAAGAUUGCUUCACAGUCACGUCACUUACGUGGUGAAAAAAUCAUCAUGGGAGUUUUUAUCAUAGAUUGUAAUCUUGAUUUGUAAAUUUUCUAUAGACAUAAUAUUUUACCUCAUUGUUCACGUUAGCUGUCAUCAUGGAAGUGAUAGGAUGGUACACAUUUUUUAUCUCUAUACCAUUGCAUCAUAAAAAGUCUUCAAACUUUUCUUUUUCACAUAAAAAUCGUUUCAUUGUCAUAAAAUCUCCUGUCACAUAAAAAUCACUUUGAUCUAUUAUAGUAAUGAAAAUGCAUUCAUCAUUUUUAUUAUUUUCAUAAGUGUGACUUAAUGCCCAAUAGUAAGAUAG
Molecule: messenger RNA, 3282 nt
Organism: Nilaparvata lugens (brown planthopper)
Lineage: Eukaryota; Metazoa; Arthropoda; Insecta; Hemiptera; Delphacidae
Product: protein seele
Exons: 4
Coding region: 412-1344 (310 amino acids)
Cellular component (GO): endoplasmic reticulum
Source: RefSeq, a predicted model, not a curated record